AUGGAGGCUGCGGCAGCGUUUGGCCUGGCGGCUAAUGCUAUGCAAAUGCUCGAGUACGCCGCCAAAUUGAUCAAGACUGCCAAUAAACUGAGGAGCCACGUGGGCAGCCUGCCUGUUGGAAUGCAGGAAAUCGAAGCCACGGCGAUGAGUCUGGUACAAUCGGUCGAUAUCGUUGCGCAAAAGUCGAAAGAUGAGCAGGACCAGGGCCUAGCUACCAUAUGCGACUCCAGCCUUUCCCUUGCUCGGGAGCUGCUGGACUUGAUGGGAGCGGCGAAGGCAAUCACGAGUAAGAGCGGCGGCAGCGGCGGAACGACGAAUAUCUUCCGGGGCACAUUUCGGGCCAUUCGGAUCGAGAAGGAGGCGAGCCGGAUCCAGUCUCGGCUAUUGUAUUUACAGCAGCAGCUAAGUCUCCAUCUUACAAUCCAGAACAGGCGCGAUCAAGGCGAACUGAAAUCGAGUUUGGACAGCAUCACAGGAAGGGUAUUCAGCAUCGAGGAAAAGAUUGACUCUUUCAUAUUAACGCGAAGCGGAGAAAUAUCCAUCACAAAGCAACCACUCAUCGAAAGCCCGGAGGCCGAAGUUGAGCCCGAAGUUGAGGUCGACUCCGAAGGUGAAACUGAAACUAAAGCUAACGAGGAAGUUGGGACAGUAGAGUCGGCCCUGCUAUCACCGACCGAAGCAAGAACGUCGAAUCCAUCGCACAUCUCCAUUCGCUCGCCGCGCAGAUUUCGAUGCCAGGACCCUAGCUGCGUUUGCUCCUGUCACCUGAACCGGUACUACAAGACCCCUCUCUUCCUUAGGGGGCUGAUCGGCGCGUUGAAGUUUCGCGGUAGCUGCCGGAAUCAUCCGACCGACUUGUGGGAAGUCAAGUACUGGAUGCCUUGGUGGAUAGCGAACUACAACGUGUACCUCCUGUUUGAGAGAACGGCGUCGGGGAGCCCGUCCCUGGGAUUGAAAUUCCAGAGAAGAGUGGAUUUGUCGGAGCCUCUGUUGUAUUGCUCAUAUACACGCAAUACCAAGGGGGUUAAAAUGGCACUCCAAAAUCCCGUCGUGUCACUCGACGAUAUUCACUUCAACGAGGGCUACACUGCUUUGCAUGUUAGUAAAACCCUGCCACCCCAAAUCCGCGCGGAUAAGUUCAUCGAGGACGAUUAUUCUAGGUCGCCGAUGCAUCUAGCGUGGGAGCGGAUAUUUAACGGCCGGGGCCACGCCCAGAUGUUGGACUGCCUCCGUCAGCUCUUCCCAGCAGAGGACUUCGACGACUGGGGGUUUUCGCCACUGCAUGAGAUAAUCUUGGGCCUCUCCCAUCUCCUGCCGCCCGGCCUGUCCCGCCUCGGCAGGAACCUCGACGUAAAUUGUCGUGAUGCCUUUGGCAUGACCCCCCUCUGCUGGGCGAGCUCUCGAGGCGACGUGGAAUCUAUGGAACUUCUUCUAGAUGCCGGUGCAGAUGUCGAAGCAGCUGACUCGAGGGGAAUGACUCCUUUGUUUUUUGCCGUUAAUGCAUACGCGCCACAGCUUCGCCCCCUCGAGCUGUUGCUUCUUAGAGGGGCCAAUCCAAAUCAUGUCGACCCGAACGGUUACACUGCGCUGCAUUUUGCGGCCGUUAACGGCACCCCCUUGGAACUCGUCAAGGCUCUAAUUAAUGCGGGAGCCGACAUCGACGGGGGAAGCCGUUUCAAUGGAACGCCCCUUCUCCUCACCGCUGGCGCCAAUUGUGUCGAGAUUGGAGAGUUUUUGCUCCAACGUGGUGCCGACAGAUACCAGGCGAACAAGUGGGGACGCACGCCCCUUGUAUCCGCUGUCUUGGAAAACAGUGCCGAGUUCCUAGAUAUGCUUCUCGAACAUGGGACUGCAUAUGAGCGCAUCGAUCAGGGUGGCCGCUCGAUCCUACACUAUGUUGCAGUUUCGCAGCAUGUAGAAAUUGCACGGGUUCUGAUCGCUCACGGCAUAACUGGGCUCGAUACCGAACUGAAGAACUGUAACGGCUUCACAGCAAUGGAUUUGUUUUGGAUGCACGGCACUGACACUGAUGAAGACUUCAAGGAGGCCUUCUUUCAGCUUAUGUCCAUGCUCGACCCAAACUGGAGCACCCCGGAAGGAAGCAUCGUGGAGGAGGAUGACUCUGAGACGGAUGAGGAAUGA
Molecule: messenger RNA, 2142 nt
Organism: Scedosporium apiospermum
Lineage: Eukaryota; Fungi; Ascomycota; Sordariomycetes; Microascales; Microascaceae
Exons: 4
Coding region: 1-2142 (713 amino acids)
Molecular function (GO): protein binding
Source: RefSeq, a predicted model, not a curated record